This is a messenger RNA of Argentina anserina (silverweed cinquefoil), 1524 nucleotides long. Its product is annotated as putative pectinesterase 11. Bases 1 to 1524 code for a protein of 507 amino acids. Gene Ontology annotation, molecular function: pectinesterase activity. Lineage: Eukaryota; Viridiplantae; Streptophyta; Magnoliopsida; Rosales; Rosaceae. Gene Ontology annotation, biological process: cell wall modification; pectin catabolic process. The transcript has a single exon. The record is from RefSeq and is a predicted model, not a curated record.
AUGGCGUUUGGAGCUCUAGUUUGCACGAUUUUCAUAAUCUUAUGUGCUACCGGCGCUACUUCUCAAGCUAGAGCAGAAACAAAGAUAGCUGUCGACCAAUCUGGCAAAGGUGAUUACUCUACAAUACAAGAAGCUAUUGAUUCUGUUAGGUCCAACAAUGCUGAUCCUGUGACUAUUUUGGUCAAGCCUGGAAGCUACAAGGAGACUAUCACUGUCCCUCCGGACAAGCCAAACAUAACGUUAAUAGGUAGUACCACAAAAGCAAGUGAUGUAAUUAUAACAUGGGAUCGUAAAGGAGAGAUUGAUACACUUGCAACCUUUCAUGUUGCUGCUUCAAACUUCAUAGCACGCUACAUCACAUUUGAGAACACAUUCGGCCCUGGUGAUCAAGCACAAGCAGUCGCGCUAAGGGUCUCCGGCGAUAGAGCAGCGUUUCACGACUGCUCCAUGAAAGGCUAUCAAGAUACUCUGUUCGACGACAAUGGCAAACACUACUACGAAAACUGUUACAUCGAAGGAGUUGUUGAUUUCAUAUUUGGGAAUGCGACUUCUUUCUUUCAAAGUUGUCACAUACAUUCGCCAUAUUCCAAAAAUGGAGGAUAUAUUGCGUCGCAGCGAAGGGGAGCCGCCGCGAACUCUGGAGGGUUUGUGUUCUUCAAAGGCCAGAUUACCGCCGAAGGCGAAAUGAAGACGUAUUUAGGAAGACCAUGGGGGGUUCCCUAUUCUACUGUGAUCUUUGCCUACACUUACAUGGAGAAUGUGAUACAGCCACAAGGUUGGAACAGCUCUUUUGUAUCAGAAGAUGAAUUAAAGAAGAGCUCGAUUUGUGGGCAGUUCAAAUGCGAGGGACCAGGUGCAUCAACAUCUGAUAGGGUUAAAUGGGCGCGAGAAUUCAGUGAGGAGGAUAUUGCACCAUAUUUGACGACGGAUAAUUUUAUCGAUGGAAAAGACUGGCUAAGGUCUCCACCGGUAACUACUUCGCCUCCGCUGUCGCCACCACCUCAAAUGAAGCCGUCAGUACCAAAACCAGAACACCUGCCACCACCGGCACCGGCAAUGAUUCCCUCUUCGCCGCCACCGGUGGCGGUCCCGUCUCCUUCGCCACCCGUACCGUCACCACCACCGGUGGCGAUCCCGUCUCCUCCAUCACCGCAACCGGUGGCGUUCGAGUCUCCACCAGCGGCGGCAAACCCGUAUGAUCCGUAUCCGUCAACACCCGUGGCGCCACCUCCACCGGAAGUGAUACCGUAUCCACCAUCACCGCCGCCGGGGAUCCCGUCUCCACCACCAUUGAUAUGGGUGGAGGAGGCACCACCAGCACCAGUGACGGCAGCACCGCCACCACCAUCAGCAGGGAGGGAGGUUGAGUGGUCGCCAGGUGCACCAAGAUGGAAGAAUAGAGGAGUUGUUGAAGGUGUGAAUAUGUACUUUACGUCGGAGGCUUCUUCACUCUCAUCAUCACCUUUCAGCAGUGUUAAGACGAUGGCUCUUUCCGCAGCGAUUUUACUAUACUUGCUGGUCUAA